CCAGUCAGGAGCGUGUGUGUUGGUGUGUUGGUGUGUGUGUGUGUGUGGACGCAGGGGUUAGCCUAACACUUCACUAGCAGCACAGCCAGUCAGAUCACUUGUCCACUCGCCGGUCGGUGGGUGUGAAAGUGUGUGUGUGAGUGUGUGUGAGGAGCUGCUCUCUACGACGUCACCCAUGCAAGACGGAGCGAGAGAGACCAACUAACCAGAGGAAGGUGUCCAUCCUUACACAUUGGACUGAGGAGAGUCAACAAGCCACAGUCAGUGACAGAAAGACAGACAGACAGAGAGAGUGAGUAACUUCUUCCAGAGUUGGAUGUGCUGGGGAGAUGAUGUGCUUCUAAAACCAAAAAGCUGAAGUGGAUAUUACCCCAUAUUGACAGAACCAGAGAACUCUCUGCAGGGACUUUCAGCUCUCAGCAAGGACUUCACUCCAGAAGUGUGUGAGGCUGACUAAGUGUGUGUGUGAGGGAGUGUUUAUUGUGUUUAUCGCCAUGGAUCAGACAACCAGCAGCUGCAUGCGGAGCACCCACCCCGGCAACCCCAUCUGGGGGUGCGUGAGGAACCCUCACCCCGGAGCAGGGCUCCAGUCGCAGGCCCCCUUCUCCCUGCACCAGAAGCCUGAGUACCUUGCCUAUACAGACUUCUCCACCUCCUGCCUGGUGCCUGCGCCCUACACCGCCUACCCCCGCGACGACAGACUUUACCAAGAGCCCCAUGCGGGCUUCCAGAGGGCCGACUGGCAGUUCCCCCCCUGUGAGACGCGGGGCCGGGGGCAGGAGGCCUGUCGGGUAGUGCCCGUGGCGGUGGUUGGUGGAGGGGUGGUGGGUGGCGUAGGGGGAGAGAUGGACAGCACAGGUGGGGAGGUGCCAGGGGCAGUGCCCAGGUGUCUGAAGGGGGAGUACUCGCCACAGAGCAUGGCAUCGGCCGACACAGAGAAGAAGAGCUCCAAGAGGAAGAGGGACAUAAUAGGUGAGUCAAUGAUACGCCAUGAGGGGAUCAGUUGGGGUGUGCUGCUGGUAAAUACCAUGACUGAAAAGAUGUGGGAAAAGACAUGGGUGACCACUUCAGUAAGCCUACAUUGCGUGCUAAUACAGGUCAAAUGCCAUGCAGAGACAGAAAUUAAUAAAUGA
Messenger RNA from Coregonus clupeaformis (lake whitefish), 1133 nucleotides. Its product is annotated as homeobox protein MOX-1-like. Gene Ontology annotation, cellular component: nucleus. NCBI's taxonomy places the organism in Eukaryota, Metazoa, Chordata, Actinopteri, Salmoniformes, Salmonidae. The transcript has a single exon. Gene Ontology annotation, molecular function: DNA-binding transcription factor activity, RNA polymerase II-specific; RNA polymerase II cis-regulatory region sequence-specific DNA binding. The record is from RefSeq and is a predicted model, not a curated record. Gene Ontology annotation, biological process: positive regulation of transcription by RNA polymerase II. Bases 495 to 1133 code for a protein of 212 amino acids.